UGUCGUCCGGAGUCCAAUCCCCUCCUCCUUCUCUCUCUCACACAACAGACAGUAAAAAAACCUCUAAAUUCUGCAGCUCAUCUCAGAAGCCUCUGAUUCACUAUAAUAUGAUGAUGGCUCCAAUAUAGACUUAUCACCUGUUUUGAAUACCUGGGUUUUCUUCCAAAUUCUGUAAUUUUCCUCUUAUUUCCCCAUCUGGGCUCUGUUGAUUUCCUUAUUUUCAUUGGAGAAAGAAAGAAAGGAAAUUAAAGAGAACAUUUCAACAAAAAAUGGGGAAAAAUCAAGCUUACAAAGCUAUGCAAAGAGCAAGGCUGGGUGCCAACUCUGCUGCUCCUGAAGAGAUCAAUGACGGCAUGGUGGAUGGUUCUUUUCAUUCACCAGAGUGGCAUGCUGCUCGUUUGGCAAGUCUCAAUAAAUCUCAUACUGUUACGUGGGAAGAGUUCAAAAGGAAGCAAAAGGAAGAAGAAAUGAAAAAGGGGGAGUUAGAAGCAGACAAGGAUAGAAUGAUGAGGGAGUACAGGGCUCAACUAGAUGCUGAAAGGGCUCUCAAACUUUCUCAAGGGAAAAACCACUCAAGCAGGAAAUCUGGUCGCAGAAAAGAAAAGAAAGAUAAGGAUUCAAAGAAGCGCAGCAGCAAGAAGAGAAAGCAUUCGAGGAGAUAUUCAGAUUCUAGUUCUUCAAGUUCGCCCUCAGAGUCUUCAAGUAGUGAUGAUGAAUCAAGAGGAUCAAAGUCGAGGUCUAAGAGAAGGAAGAAAGAAAAAAAGCAUCGAUCAAGAUCCAAGCAAUCCAGCAGUGAUAGUGGAGAAGCUGACGGGCCUUUGCCACUUUCUAGAUUCUUUGGGAAAAGCUGAUUUUAUUGUACUUGUACCAUUAAUCUUCUCUUAGAUUAGCGGUUGAGUGGAUUCUUCCGAAGUCAACAGAAUCUAGGUUGCAACUUUUUAUUACUGUAUGUAUCCAUAACCUUCUGUCUCAUUAUUACAGAUCAAUGCCUUCCUGAGCUAGAGGUUAUGUAGUGAAUGUGGGAACAACUUCUAUAUUUCUUGGAUUACUGUCUACUAAAAUUUGAAACUUCUUACAUUGUGAUCUUAUAGAAUCUGAUAGAACUUUUUGGAGUGGAGGAGGUUAACUAUUCUCCUUUUCCAAACUUAAAG
This is a messenger RNA of Coffea arabica (coffee), 1151 nucleotides long. RefSeq lists its product as uncharacterized. Lineage: Eukaryota; Viridiplantae; Streptophyta; Magnoliopsida; Gentianales; Rubiaceae. The record is from RefSeq and is a predicted model, not a curated record.